Messenger RNA from Ooceraea biroi (clonal raider ant), 3038 nucleotides. RefSeq names its product MDS1 and EVI1 complex locus protein EVI1-A. The record is from RefSeq and is a predicted model, not a curated record. Lineage: Eukaryota; Metazoa; Arthropoda; Insecta; Hymenoptera; Formicidae. Gene Ontology annotation, molecular function: DNA-binding transcription repressor activity, RNA polymerase II-specific; RNA polymerase II cis-regulatory region sequence-specific DNA binding. Gene Ontology annotation, cellular component: nucleoplasm. Gene Ontology annotation, biological process: negative regulation of transcription by RNA polymerase II; regulation of immune system process; regulation of cytokine production.
AGAGUGAGCGAGAGAGAGAGAGAGAGAGAGAGAGACGGAACGAGAGGAGGGAGAGAUAUCACACGCCUCGGGAGAGGACCUGGACAACGGAGCACGGGCGCCAAACGAUCGCCGGACGGUGGUGAGCGACGUGGUUGGCUCCUUCCGUCGUUGGCUCCCGUGAGAGAGAAACUAGCAGUCAGGACUCGGCGGUCCUGCCGACACGACAACCCGACAACGCGACGCAUCGAGCUCGCAACCCGGGAUCCAGCACCCCGCGUGGAUCCUCUCGGGAACCACCGAUCAGUCGGACGCGAUCGCCGGCGAGAGAGCUUGUAACGGGGUCGACUGCCGCUUAAAACGCCCGACCGGGGCACGACGACAAAACGAACUCUAGUCACGAGGAAUAGGAGAGGAGAGCGAAAAAGAGAGAGAGACAGAGGGAGAGUUCGAUCCUCUCUCUCUCCUGAAGAGCGCUGAAGAAGCUGCCCAGUGUUGUGUGCGGUACCCGCCACUCGGGAAGGGACACGCGUUGUGCGAUAUCGAACGGGAGCGGGAACGACCGGAACCGUUAUCCAAGCACGUGGUCCGAUACCACGAGGUGUAGGAACGAGGAGCUUCCGGUGGGAUGAUCGAAGCGAGACCCAACGUUAACGGGACGUAUGCGCGGAUGUUUCGGCAUCUCGUACCCUACUAAGGGCCUUCUAAGGACCGACGCGCACGUGGAAGGGCCCAGGGAAGGAGAGUGCAUCUCGAGUGUGAGGAUAGUGUGUUGUUGUAAAACGAGUGCUCGUCCGUCCGCCUCUUCUCCCCUGGUGUUCGUCUGACCAUCUUCCUCUUUCUAUCUCUCUUUCUCUUCUUCUCUCUAUUUUCCUACUCCGUUACCUUGGAUCUCCCUGUGAGCACGGCGAAGGUGGAAAAGUGUCACGAACCAACGGAAGUGCGGCGGGAAUCGCCACCACCCUCGGCUUCAAGGUCGUGGAAUGACGUAUAAGACCAUCCCAAGCGGAGAGCAGGAGCAAAGCCGAGUGUUAGAGGCAGUGUGAUGAGCGGAUAUCUCGAUAGCGUCAUCCUGCCCCCGACGUUGCUGCACGACCCGAAGUAUCCUCCAGCCAUGCGGGAGAAGGACUCGAGUCCGAGAAAGAUGCCGGGCCACAUAAGCCCAAAACAAGCCAGCAUUUACCCUCUGAGCGUCCGCGUGCCGGACGUCGAGGAGCUGCCUUACGACCUCAGCCACGGUCACGGUCGCGGCCUGUCCAGCCCGACGCACCAGCAACAGCAACAUCAGCAGCAACAGCCGCACAUGAGCCCGGCGGCCAGACCGCCCCAGUCGCAUCACCAGGAUGAUCUCGACUGCGAGCCGCUCGAUCUGCGCGUCGAUCACAAGAAGGAACGGCUCAGGGACGAGAACCAGAACGAGAUCGAGGUGCUGAACCAGAACAGCCUAGGCGGCAGUCUGCCCUAUCACACGGUGCUCUUUCCUCAGCAUCACGCGGUGCACCCGCUGGUGCUCGAGGCCAUGUACAGGUCGCAUCAUCACAGCUCGCCGGUGCCCGAUCUGCCAAAGAUCCAAGUGAGAGCGCUCCCCACGAUGGUGCCAUUGCCGCCCAAUAGAUUCUCCUCGACCUCAUCGUCCACCUCGUCCUCCUCGCAACUAACCGCGAGAGCCGCUAGUCCGGUCGGCGGUCAACAGUCCCAGCAUCAACAGUCAAAUCACCUCUCACAGCAGCAACAGCAGCAGCAGCAAUCGCAGCAGCAACAGCCGCAGCAACAGAGCUCGAGUCUGCCACCCUACUCGAUCAGCGUGCAGGCUGGCCUAAAGCCCAAGGACAGAUACUCCUGCAAAUUCUGCGGCAAGGUGUUCCCCAGAUCGGCGAAUCUGACGAGACACCUGAGGACGCACACCGGCGAGCAGCCGUACAAGUGCAAAUACUGCGAGAGGAGCUUCAGCAUCUCCAGCAAUCUUCAGCGCCACGUGCGGAACAUCCACAACAAGGAGAAGCCGUUCAAGUGUCCGCUGUGCGAGAGAUGCUUCGGUCAGCAGACCAACCUGGACCGACACCUGAAGAAGCACGACGCGGACGGGCCGACGAUACUGGACGAGGUCAGGUCGAGGUAUCACGGUCAGCUGCCUAGGGCCGACGACUCGUACUUCGAGGAGAUCCGCAGCUUCAUGGGGAAGAUCACCUCGCAACGACAAGGCAUACCGUACUUUCCCGGUCUGCUGGGCCAUGCCACCGACGACUUCAGGAACGACAAGCAGCAACUCCAGCUGGAGGAGAAGCGAGGCGAUUCGUCGUACUUCAGCGACCGGGACAAUCUCAGUUCGAGGUCGAGCAGCACGGCCAGCAGACCGGAGAGCGUCCAGGAAGAACAGAGAGAGACGACCUCGCCGCCGCUCUCCCCCGGCAACAACACCUGAGUCCUGGGGCGCGGCCAUCAGCAUGGUAACCCGUUAUCAGCUGCUCGGCUAGUUCACAGUUAAGGGAGAUUCUGUCGACUCGUUCGGCCGCGCUAGGGAACAAGAUAGAAUUCGAUAUUUGUCGCGCAGUUAGAGUCGAGUAGAAAGGGAAUCUUGAAAAGAUUGAAUUUCAAAUUGUAAAAGACGAUAUCACUAUGAAGAAGCGUUGAGCUCGCGGUGAUCUUAGGUCGAUUCAAAAAACUGUAGUGCAUGGAAUAAAUUAUUUUUCGUAGAAAUUCUUGCGAGCCGAGACAAAACAGGAAUUUGAGAAGAAAAGAGCGAUCUAUUUAUGAAGGUAGAUCUUAUUCGAAAGAUCAAUGAAAUCCUUUGCUCAAGAUGACGAGCGACAGUCGAAUCAGUUUUAUACAUUAGUUUUUAACAAUUAUGAAUUUGUGCUACGAAUUUGCUGAUUGAUACAACUGAAUGGUUUAGAUAUGGAUUCAAUCUGAAAAUUGAAAAUUAGAACGUGGUGCCUUGAAGAAACUAAUGUGCCUAACUUUUAGGACGUAUCGUCCUUCUAUCCUGAGAAAUACGAUCCAACAGGAUCGAUAUAAAGAGCCUUAAUAAUAAUAAAGUUAGAUAAAUAAUUACACUUAUG